Messenger RNA from Penicillium samsonianum, 1709 nucleotides. Its product is annotated as NAD(P)/FAD-dependent oxidoreductase. The transcript is spliced from 7 exons. Lineage: Eukaryota; Fungi; Ascomycota; Eurotiomycetes; Eurotiales; Aspergillaceae. Gene Ontology annotation, molecular function: flavin adenine dinucleotide binding; saccharopine oxidase activity; sarcosine oxidase activity. Bases 202 to 1515 code for a protein of 437 amino acids. The record is from RefSeq and is a predicted model, not a curated record.
UUUUAACAGAGAUCUUUAUAAACAUGAAAUAUCUUUGUCUCGCUUGAGACAUCGGUCGAAGUCCUAAUCGCUUUAUCAAUUGAGAUUCUUGGCAAUUUGUGCGGUUCAACUUCUUCAAUUUACAUACUCUUUCCCCUCCUUCUGGUUUUCGACAAGUCUACCUUACUGGGCUUUCACCUCGCACAAAGUGAGCCACCAAAAAUGGCUCAUUCGCGUACAACUACAAAAGUCGUGGUGGUCGGGGGAGGCGGCACCAUGGGUUCCUCAACAGCGUUGCACCUCAUCCGCUCUGGGUACACUCCGUCGAAUAUUACAGUGCUUGAUGUAUAUCCCAUUCCUUCGGCUCAAUCGGCAGGAUACGAUCUUAACAAAAUUAUGAGUAUCCGGUUACGCAAUGGGCCAGAUCUGCAACUUUCGCUCGAGGCUCUUGACAUGUGGAAAAACGAUCCAUUAUUCAAGCCCUUUUUUCAUAAUGUGGGCAUGAUUGACUGCUCGUCAUCUGAAGACGGUAUUGCGAGUCUUCGACAAACGUACCAAUCAAUCAUCGACGCGAACAUUGGGUUAGAGAAAACGAACUGGUUGUUAGAAAGCGAAGAUGAUAUACUUGAAAAGGUACCAGCCUUUACAAGAGAGCAGAUAAAGGGGUGGAAAGGCUUGUUUUGUGGCGAUGGAGGUUGGCUUGCUGCAGCCAAGGCCAUCAAUGCGAUUGGACAUUUUCUAAAAGAUCAAGGUGUGAACUUCGGAUUUGGCAAAUCUGGAACUUUCAAGCAACCUCUGUUUACCGCGGAUGGAAUCACAUGCAAUGGUGUUGAGACAGUAGAUGGCACUAGAUAUUACGCUGACAAGGUAGUCUUGGCUGCUGGCGCUUGGAGUUCAACAUUGGUAGAUUUGGAGGAUCAGUGUGUUUCGAAAGCGUGGGUCUUUGCUCAUAUCCAGCUCACACCAGAGGAAGUGGCCAAGUACAAAAACACACCCGUGGUAUACGAUGGCGAAUACGGCUUCUUCUUCGAGCCCAAUGAGCACGGGGUUAUUAAAGUCUGCGACGAGUUCCCCGGAUUCUCUCGCUUCAAGCAGCAUCAACCUUAUGGGGCGGCCUCUCCUAAGUCCAUCUCUGUACCUCGAUCACACGCCAAACAUCCCACAGAUACCUACCCAGAAGCCUCGGAGGUAACCAUUCGAAAGGCAAUUGCGAGGUUCAUGCCUCAAUUCAAGGAUAAAGAGCUUUUUAACCGGUCUAUGUGCUGGUGCACAGAUACCGCCGACGCCAGUUUACUGAUCUGCGAGCACCCCAAGUGGAAAAACUUCAUUCUGGCUACGGGAGACAGCGGUCAUAGCUUCAAGCUUCUACCCAACAUCGGCAAACAUGUCGUUGAGCUGAUAGAAGGGUGUCUUCCGCCAGACCUAGCUGGUCCGUGGAUGUGGAGGCCUGGGGGUGAUGCUCUCAAAUCUAUACGCAGUGCCCCAGCGAAAGAUCUCGCUGAUAUGCCGGGCUGGAAACAUGAUGCCAAGCUUUGAAUUCAGUUUGCAUGGAUAGAUUUCGGAUAUUUCUUCAUUCAGAUCUUUGCCGUCUUUCAUGCUCUGGACGGGAAACACCUACCUUUUUUUUCUUUUUAUUUGAUGCAGGACAUUGUUUCAUCUUAUUGGUAGGGGUUUCAAUCAAUACUUGACUAUAAGGCAUUAAAUGGUACAUGAUGAUGCGCUACUAAAAG